AUGGCUUCCCCAAGAGCAGACUCGAUUGCGCGAAAGCCCGCGAGCGUCAAGCCCGCGAGCCCGUGGUUGAAAGCUGCUGCAGCUGUCGUCCUUCUCCUUGCCGCCUUGCUCGCCGCCUCGCUCGCCCCGCGCUUCCCCUCGUUUGAUUCGUCCGGGGGGCGCGCGUUGCUGUUGAGAGACGUCACGCGCGGCGCCGAGCUCCUUCUACCACCCGACGCGCGCGCGCCAUGGCAGCGCAGCGCGCUGGAUGCGGCAUCAUGGCUCGCGGCGGACGACGACUCAUCGCGCCCCGCGCGCUUCCACAUCCGCAGCCACGGGUUCCCCGGCCCCGUGCCGUGGAUGUGGGUGCAAGGCGCUCUCCGCGACGAGUUUACUCUGGGCGGCCGGAUCCAGGUGCGGCCGAAAUUCUUUGGCAAGGAAGCAAUGGACUCGGGGAAGCAGCUCAAGGCGUGGCGCAACGAGGAGAUCGCGCGCAACGUGAACCUCGCUCGAGCCCGCAACGCCAGCUUUGGGUCUUACGGGCCCAACGCCACGGCCGCUUUCCUGGACGCGUUCGAGCGCUACCCCGUCAGCGGCAAGUCCGUGCUCGUCAUCGGUAGCCAGCGGCCGUGGGUGGAAUCGAUCUGCCUCACGUUCAAUGCCGGCACGAUCACAACCGUUGAUUUCAACAAGCCCGUGUCAUCACAUCCGAAGCUGCGGGUGAUGGCAGUGGAUGAGCUGGAGGGCACGGACGAGGUGUUUGACGUGGCGGUGUCGUUCUCGUCGCUGGAGCACGACGGGCUGGGCCGCUAUGGCGACCCCAUCAACCCCUUCGGCGACCUGCAGCGCAUGCACAAGAUCAAGGGCUUGCUCAAGCCAGCAGGGAUGCUCUUCCUUGGCCUGCCAGUGGGCAACGACACUCUGGUGUACAACUCUCACCGCGUUUACGGGCCUAUCCGCAUGCCACUGCUUCUUUCCGGGUGGACGUUGCUGGAUGUCUUUGGAGCUAGCAGCUUGGCGCAACUGUACCGCGAGCACCAGCAUACAGGAUACCACCAACCUCUCAUGGCCCUGGCUAAGGAGAACUCACCGUAG
Closterium sp. Yama58-4 is the source of this 1074-nucleotide messenger RNA. The record is from the annotation of a GenBank genome assembly. Lineage: Eukaryota; Viridiplantae; Streptophyta; Zygnematophyceae; Desmidiales; Closteriaceae.